This is a messenger RNA of Thermochaetoides thermophila DSM 1495, 441 nucleotides long. RefSeq lists its product as uncharacterized. The record is from RefSeq and is a predicted model, not a curated record. Gene Ontology annotation, molecular function: protein dimerization activity; DNA binding. The coding region runs from base 1 to 441 and encodes 146 amino acids. Lineage: Eukaryota; Fungi; Ascomycota; Sordariomycetes; Sordariales; Chaetomiaceae. Gene Ontology annotation, biological process: transcription by RNA polymerase II. The transcript has 4 exons. Gene Ontology annotation, cellular component: RNA polymerase II, core complex.
AUGGCUUUCACCAACUUCCGUCACAGCGAUAACCUGCAGACCGGGUUUGAGCUUUUUCUCCUCGCCGAGGGCGAGAAGAAGAUCACCGAGAAGGUUGUCACUGGUAUGGCCAACACGUCCGACUUCAUCAUCUUGAAGGAAGACCAUACCAUCGGCAACCUACUGAGCGAGCACCUCAAGCAGGCCCCCCACGUCAUGAUGGCGGGCUACAAGAUUGGCCAUCCCAACGUGCCUGAGGUCCUCGUUCGCGUGCAGACGGAUGGCACGAUCACGCCCCGAGAGGCGUUGGUGAAUGUCUGCAAGCAGCUGGUUGCCGCCUACGGCCAACUGGGUCGCGAGUUCCAGAAGGAACUUGCACUGCGCCAAUACGCAGACCAGGGUGCUGGCGCAGCCGAUGCCGCGGCGGGCGCUAUCGGUGGUACUGGGCAGAACGGUUUCUGA